GAGGACGUGCCAAUGGGGCAGUUUGCAGCUAAAGGUAAACCAAACCAAGAUGUCCGUUUCUCAACCAACGAAGAAGGCCCACCCAGGUACUCGUCACACCACUUUGAUAGCACCUUAAAUCGAAACCAUGAYCUUCGAAUUCCUCCAACCAUUGUUGUCUCCGAUGAAGAGUCGAGCAGUUCCUCUCAGCGCCACGGCUCCAGGGCAGAGUUGCGCAGAGCCUCUGUCUACAGCACCAUGGACCAAGGGCCCCAGUUGGGAAAUUAUGCCAAUACCCUUCCACGUCAGACAAACAAAAACAGACCGACCCUUGAGACGCUCCGCAAAACAUCUGAACUGGUGGAAAUGGAUGGUGUCUACUCAGACUCGAGCAGUCUGCCAGAACCAGAUCUUGACAAUGAAGAGCCUCAAGGUCCCCCGAAGAAAGCACCAAUUAGAUUUGGCUGGAUAGUUGGAGUAAAGAUUCGUUGCAUGCUGAAUAUUUGGGGGAUCAUCAUGUACCUCCGUCUGACCGUGAUCACCUCUCAGGCAGGCAUUGUGUUGUCRCUUGUUAUAAUCGUCAUGGCUAUUAUGGUGACGAUUCCAACUGCGUUAUCAAUUUCUGCCAUUUCCACCAAUGGGCGGGUGGUCUCAGGUGGGGCAUAUUUAAUGAUCUCCAGAUCUCUGGGUCCUGAAAUUGGAGGAGCCAUCGGGUUGCUUUACGCCUUUGGCAAUGCACUGGCUAUUGCACUCAAUACUGUUGGCUGCUCACAGGUUAUUCGCGAUUUAAUGCAGAGUUUCAAUGUGACCAUUGUCAAUCCAUCGGACGAUGUUCGUAUCAUUGGUGCGAUCACUGUGACCAUACUUCUGUUUAUUACACUGGCUGGAAUGGAGUGGGAGUACAAGGCCCAGAUGAUUUUCUUUUUUUUUCUUUUACUCUCCCUUGUAAACUACUUUGUGGGCACUUUAAUCUCUCCUCCUGUUUCAAAACAAGCAUUGGGCAUAUUUGGAUACAGAGCUGAUAUCUUUGUGGACAACCUAUUACCAAGCUGGAGAGGAUCCCAAGGAAAUUUUUUCAGAAUGUUUGCUGUGUUUUUUCCCGCUUGCACUGGCAUUCUGUCUGGAGUCAACAUCUGUGGGGAUCUUAAAGAUCCUGCAUCUGCUAUCCCUAAAGGAACCCUGUGGGCCAUUUUCUGGACAACAUUCAGCUACGUGGUAAUAGUAGUAACUUCUGGUUCAUGUGUGGUACGUGAUGCUUCAGGGAAUAUAAGUGACAUCAUCACUGGAAACAGCACUGAUGGUUGUGUGGGAGUGGCAUGUAAACUGGGCUGGAACUUCACACAAUGUGUCGAGUCCCAGGCCUGCAAUUAUGGGCUGGCCAACAAUGUGAAUGUGAUGGGGCAUCUUUCUGGUUACUACUACCUCAUCCAUCCUGGUAUUUUUUCAGCCAGCUUGUCCUCUGCUCUUGGAUUCCUGGUUUCUGCACCAAAAAUCUUUCAGUGUUUGUGCAAGGAUCAGAUAUACCCGUACAUUUUUUUCUUUGCCAAAGGUUAUGGAAAAAAUCAUGAGCCCCUCCGAGCGUAUCUUCUCUGCUACCUCAUUGCCAUGGUCUUCAUUAUUAUUGCGGAUUUGAAUACCAUUGCCGCCCUGAUCUCCAACUUCUUCCUGUGCUCCUACGGCCUUAUAAAUUUCAGUUGCUUUCACGCUUCUAUCACAAAUUCCCCUGGGUGGAGGCCAGUGUUUCGCUACUACAACAAAUGGAUAUCUCUAUAUGCAACAGUGAUCUCAAUAGUUCUCAUGUUUCUGUUCACCUGGUGGGCCGCUCUGGUCACCUUAGCUAUCGUCUUCUUCCUCUUUGGAUAUGUCAUCUACACAAAACCCAAAUCAAACUGGGGUUCAUCAGUCCAAGCAUCAAGAUACAACAUGGCCUUGUCGUACUCCGUCUCUCUGACGGGUGUGGAGGAUCACGUCAAGAAUUUUAGACCACAAUGUCUUGUCCUGACUGGACGCCCAAAUCUACGACCUGCUCUGGUGGACUUUGUUGGUUGCUUCACGAAAAACGUCAGCCUCAUGAUUUGUGGAGACAUCCUAAUGGAGCAGGACAGGACCACACUGUCUCAAGAUGCUUCAGACAGCUUGGUUAAGUGGUUGAAUAAGAGGAAGGUUCGGUCGUUUUAUACUCCGCUUUCUGCUGAAAGUCUCAGAGCAGGAGCUAAACACUUGUUAGAGGCAUCUGGUCUUGGCAAAUUAAAACCCAACACUUUGGUCCUGGGCUUUAAGGGAAACUGGAGGGAGAGUGCUCCUGAAAGCAUUGAGGAUUAUAUCAACACCAUUUAUGAUUCCUUUGACUCCAACUACUGUUUGUGCAUUUUGAGGAUCGUGGGUGGGCAGGAUAUCUCUGAAGAUAUAGAAUGUGAAGUAAACCAGGGUUUUGAGCCUGAUGAAACAAUAGAAAACCAAGACCAGCAAACUAAUAAUGAGGACGUAGCUGAUAACAUAUCUGAUGAAGGUGACAUUGACCAGGUCCAAACAGUGUUUCAAAGUAACCAGGGCAAGAAGACCAUAGACAUCUAUUGGAUUGCAGAUGAUGGAGGUUUGACAUUGCUGGUGCCUUACCUGAUCACCAGGAGAAAGCGCUGGCAAAAAUGUAAAAUCCGAGUUUUUAUUGUGGGAGAUGAAGAGAACAUAGAGGAGAGCCGGAAAGAGAUGCUCUUGCUGCUGAACAGGUUCCGUCUGGACAUCAGUGAUGUUAUAAUCAUGACAGACAUCGAGAAACGCCCUCACUCCAAGAGCCUGGAAAGGUUUGUGGACAGUGUCGCCCCCUUCAGGCUGUAUGAUGAACAGCAGGAAGGCGUCUCGGUGCAGGAACUGAGACAAAAUGCUCCUUGGAAAAUAUCUGACAAAGAGUUUGAAGCCUUCAAACWAAAGUCGCAGAGUAAAGUGAGGCUGAACGAAAUCAUGCGAAAGAAUUCACAACAUGCUGCUCUUGUUUUUGUGAGCCUUCCGGUGCCUCAGAGUGACUGCCCCAGUGCUCUGUACAUGGCCUGGUUGGACACUCUGACCUGUGGUCUCUACUGCCCUGCUGUGUUAAUACGAGGAAACCAACAGAACGUCCUCACCUUCUAUUGUCAGUAAACAAACUCCGUGAUGAAUGGAGGAAUAUGGAUAUGGAUAACUUGGGGCCAUGACUUUAGAUAGCAUGUGUUAAAAAGGCAUGUCAAGAUUUAUAGCUACUAUCGAUCAUGAAGAGCUACAAGAUAUUUAUGCAGAUGUCAGAUAAUUCCUUUCAACAUGACAUAAAUCCCUGGGCCAUAUGGCUCAAAAAUGUAUCAUGAUAUAAAAGUAUAAUAUCAGUCAAUUUUGAUAAUUAUUAAUUUUUUUUGUUUUACCUAUUUGAAAUGGCUGGGCUGUCCCUUUGCCUACAUUCCCCAUAAUGCCAUGUGGUUCUGAAUCAGAGUUCAUUGAAAUGAUCAACAAUCUAUUGGGCAUAUUUUCUAUUGAUAUGACAAUAUACAGUACGUAUGUUAAUGUUUUCUACUGAUAUUGAUCAUGUGGCUAUGGCUGUAGUUGUCAGUCUCAGUUUUUUAUAUAAUUCUAAAAUAAAGAGAAGACAGAUUCAGUGACCCAACUGGUGCUGAUGUACCAAAACCUGCCACUACAUCAGCUUUCCUGGAACUCUUUAAGGGGUAUAAACAAUAUAAGUAUUUAUAGUCAAUCUAAAUGGGCAGCCAUUUCCACCAGUUGUUUUAUGCUUUCAAACAUUUAUAGUUCAAAUUCAGUAAUGCUAUGUGCAUCAAAAUAAAAUGAGGAAAAUGCAAUAUUAUGUAGAAAAACAUAGGAGGUACAUUGAGGAAAAACACUUUAAUUUAGUAAAGUGCUGGACAGCAUCAUUAACAUAUUCAGGUUUUCAUUAAAUACUUUAUUUUUUACAUUACUGUUGACCAGUGAUUAUUGGUUCUUGCACAGCUUUCUGUAACUAUUAUUAUUAUUAUUAUUAUUAUUAUUAUUAUUAUUAUUAUUAUUAUUAUUAUUAUUAUUAUUAUUAUUAUUAUUAUUAUUAUCUUCCAUUUUGUAUUCCUGAAAUCAAACUGUUCUUACUGAUGGUCUAUUUUAACUGCAUGUUGCACUAUUGCACAAACACCAACUGGUGAAAAUAAUGUCCAACCCUAUUUUUAUAUUAUCAGGUCUUGCCCACUUCUGUAUAUGCAAAUGUCACUUUACCCCCUGCUGACAUGCAAACAGCAACCAGUUGAGCAGCUGGUUUUAUUGAAGUUGCUGCAUUUUUAUUCUAACAAUAAAGACUCUUCCCAAGUCACCAAAACCCUUUUGACGAUUAACUUUUUUUUUUUAAAAUUCAUCUAAUUUGCAUGAUUUUAUGAUUCAUUUGGCCCAUUAUGUAUGUGACAAAGGAAAGGAAAAUUUUAUUUGGAAGCAUCUUCAUAAAUUUUAUUUUUUUGCUUUUACUUGUCAUUAGUAAUAACAAUGGUUCAUUGUUCUUCAGUAUAGUUAGUUGUUAUUAAAUCAAAAACAUAUAACCCUUUAAAAACCCAGACCCAUUUUAUUUUUCAUGAUUAGUGUCACGGUGGGUCCUUAUGGGUUAACUUUGCUUCAGAUAUAAGAUGUAUCUUGUGUUGAUUAGAUGUUUCUGUUGAUUCAAUGAUUAUCCGAUUUGUUUAGGACAGAAAAUUAUGUUAAGUUAAAAAAAACCCGCAAUGCCUUUUUGUUUGUUUCUGUUUCUUUUCAACUUCAUACUUAGGUACAUGUURUACAUGUGUAUUUUAUUUGUGUAAUAAAGUUCUUGUGUAUUUUCUAAGAUGUUAAAAAAAGAAUGUGACAAAUAUUCUAAGGAGUGACAGCUGCUGUAGCUCAGUAGUCAGUGCUGUCCUUGUUAUUUUGAGGCUGCAGGUUUGAGGCCAGGUUGCAUCAGGGAGAGCAACUGGCAUCAAACAAUCACUAAAUCUUUUAUUGCGCUAACCGUGGAGACCCCUGAAGACAGGAGGGGAGCUGCCAAAAGCUCAACAUUUGAAGGAACAAGAGUUUCUGUGAAAUCUGAGACUUUUCGUGACAAUAUGGCGUGAGGAAGCCUCUCUUCAUGACUGCUGACCAAAAGUCAUCUUUCAGUAACUGUUCUCUCUCUCUCUAAAGAUCAUUCCGAUCUCACUGUAUCUUGAUUAUUUUAACACCUGUACAUCUGAGGCCAUACACUUAGAGAUCUAAUCAAGUAGAGACAAAAUGUUUGCAUUUUCAAACUCAAUAAAAACUGAUUCAUGCAAAAAUGAAA
Molecule: messenger RNA, 5260 nt
Organism: Austrofundulus limnaeus
Lineage: Eukaryota; Metazoa; Chordata; Actinopteri; Cyprinodontiformes; Rivulidae
Gene: slc12a10.1
Product: solute carrier family 12 member 10, tandem duplicate 1
Exons: 27
Coding region: 13-3114 (1033 amino acids)
Biological process (GO): potassium ion import across plasma membrane; chloride transmembrane transport; potassium ion homeostasis
Cellular component (GO): apical plasma membrane
Molecular function (GO): sodium:potassium:chloride symporter activity
Source: RefSeq, a predicted model, not a curated record